Molecule: messenger RNA, 870 nt
Organism: Thalassophryne amazonica
Lineage: Eukaryota; Metazoa; Chordata; Actinopteri; Batrachoidiformes; Batrachoididae
Exons: 4
Coding region: 160-654 (164 amino acids)
Source: RefSeq, a predicted model, not a curated record
GCGUGUGGGUGCGCGUGGACGCACAAUAAACCGCUUUGGGCUCCGAGUCCGGACAGGAAUCUGAUAUCAGAGGUGUGGCUUUAAUCUGCAAAGUGAACUUUCUGGCGGUGUCCCGGGUUAAACUCUGUGAAGGUGACCGAUCUGACGGGGAGAGUCUCCAUGGAGCCGCAUCUGUUCGCCGCAUCCUGCCUCCUCUUUGUCAACUCAGUGUCUGGGUUUCUGUUCACCCCACGUGGGCCUCAGAUGUACACGUGUCUGACCUACCUGGAGCGGAACGUCAGGGUGGACUGUGAGUUCCCACCCACCAACCAGCUCCCCGGCCCCUACUGUGAGUAUCGCCAGGACAGCCGCCUGGUGGGCAGCACCUACCCCAAUGUCGUCAACCUUGUGUCCACCGAGGACCGCAGGAGGGCUAAUGUCAGCCUGGUCACGCCCACACUGUGCCGCCUCACGUGGGCCCCGCUGGCUGAUGAGAAGCCGUACACCUACAGCUGCAGGGUUUACCAGGGCAGCAGCUUCAAGGAGAACAGCAUGGCCGUGCACCACAGGAUCCUCCAAAUCUGCUCGUCAGUCAGAGAGACACUCAAAUCAUCCUCGUGGGUUCUAUUGCUGGUGAUGUCACUUCCUGUGGCUGUGGGUCUUCUGAGUCCUUGACCUUGGCCACUUCACAGGGUUUGAAGAUAUUUUGUUUAUUGGAGUUUCAUUGCUCAGGCCUCAACACUGGAAUAGGGUCAGUGGCCAUGUCUCUUGUGUUUUAAUAUAUAUCAUAUAUUUAAAUCCAGCCACCACUGGAUGGCGCUGUAUAGUUAUGGCUAUUAAAUAUUUGGAAAUUGGCAAAGUUUUUUGUUCUUUUAGCUGCGGAGGACAAAA